GGCGCGGCGCUGGAGCCGGCCGGAGCAGGAGCCAGGAGGAGGGUCGGUGCCGGUACUGCGGGAGAGCUCAGAAACAAUGUCAUCCCUACUACUGCUGUAUGUCCGACUUCAUAUGCACUUGACGCACUGAUACUGAUGGAGGCUGCUGGCAGUGGCAGGAUGGAGCAGACACUAGGACUUUGUUUUCCCACCGAGCUGGCUGUACCCAUAUUGAUGUCCUGGGACAGAGCAUCCUAAAGAGGGGAAGAGACCACAGCAAAGUCCAGGAGGACACGAACAUGCUGAAACUGAUGCAAGAUAUUUUACUGAAACUGUGGGGAUUGGCACUGGAGGCAAACAGAAAGGAGAAUCCAGCUUUUUCUAAAGAACACAGAGAGCUGGAGCUGAGUGGCAAACAGAGAAGCAAAGCAACUUACUGUCUGCACAGGAAGUUCUGCUAGGAAAUACAGAUCCUGUGCAAGAAAGAGUCCUUCCUCAUGAUUAGGACUGGGACAAAGUCAAGUGUGAUAUCCUAACUGACAGAUCUUUGCUGAACCUGUGUUUCCCUGAAUGAAGAGACACAAGUGGUCCUACAAAUGUCCCUCACAAAGGAAGAUUUUGAUUCUGUGUGUUACUGGGUGGCUGAUUGCACUGCUGAAACUCCUCCAUGUCGAAAGACAGUUUUUUCCCUCUAAAGGCAUUUACUUAGUUGAGCACUUCUUGAGUACUUCUUCUUACGUUAGAAACAGAUAUUCAUACCCUAGAAAUGAGUUCCAGUAUGAAAUUAAUUGUACAUCUAUAUAUGAACAAGAUCCUCGUGAAAUUGGCAAGAGCUUAGAGAUAAGAAGAAAAGAAAUAGUUGAUUUAGCUGAUGAAGAUGUUGUAGCAAUGACAAGUGACUGUCACAUGUAUCGUUCACUUAGGAAGUACCAGCUAAAACCUGUUUCUCCAGAGGAGGAGAGUUUUCCAAUUGCCUAUUCUUUGGUUGUUCACAAAGAUGCAGCAAUGGUAGAAAGGCUCGUACAUUCAUUGUACAGUCAUCAAAAUAUUUACUGCAUCCAUUAUGACCAAAAGGCAACAAAAAGUUUCAAAUCUGCUUUGAACAAUCUAGCUAAAUGUUUCCCAAAUAUUUUCAUUGCAUCAAAAUUGGAGACAGUGGACUAUGCACAUAUUUCACGUCUGCAAGCAGAUUUCAACUGUUUGUCUGAUUUGAUGGAGUCUCCAGUUUCUUGGAAGUAUGUUAUCAAUUUGUGUGGCCAAGAUUUCCCUUUGAGAUCAAAUUUUGAGUUGGUUGCUGAACUGAAGAAACUUGGUGGAGGAAACAUGCUGGAAACUUCAAAGCCAAGCAGCAGCAAAAGAGAACGAUUUACUUAUCACUAUGAGCUUAUGAAAGUGCCUUAUGAAUACAUGCAGAUGCCUGUAAAAACCAACAUUUCCAAGAACCCGCCACCUCAUGAUAUUGAGAUAUUUGUAGGCAGUGCCUAUUUUGUUUUAAGCCGAGAAUUUAUUCAAUAUACCCUUGAAAGCUCACUUGCAAAAGAUUUUUUUGAGUGGUCAAGGGACACAUACUCUCCAGAUGAACAUUUCUGGGCCACUCUUGUACGAGUCCCUGGAGUCCCUGGGGAAGUUCCGAGGUCAUCCCAGGAUGUAACAGACUUACAAAGCAAAACUCGUCUGGUGAAAUGGAAUUAUCUGGAAGACUAUUUGUACCCUCCAUGCACUGGUACCCACCUGCGCAGUGUCUGCAUCUAUGGGGCUGGAGAAUUAAGAUGGCUUCUGAAUUAUGGACACUGGUUCGCCAACAAGAUUGACUCCAAAGUAGAUCCUGUCCUGGUAAAAUGCUUGGCAGAAAAGGUGGCAGAACAACAGGAGGAGUGGGUACAUUUGUCCUCUGAUGAACACUUUCUGCACUUAAGUUCUACGAAUGCCUUGACGUAGCAGUGCUGUGCUCUCUGCUUUCAGUACUGUGUGCUUGGCAUCUGCAGUUCUGCUGCCCUGACCUGCUGCAGGAUGGCAGUGAGAAAAAAUCCAUUCUAUAUAAUGUCCAGGGCCCUGCAGAGCCAGGUGCCUGGCUAUUUAUUUAUGAAAAUUCACUUCUCUCUGAUUAACUGUUUUGCCACAAUAAACCUACAGUUGUCUUCAGGGUGAUUCUGAGAUGGUGAAGUUUGCUUUUGGAGGCUCUUGUGCUGUCUGUCCCAGUGGAGUAUUUCAGAAAUGUAUUUUACUUCAAGUGUGUUUGUAUCUUUUAUAAGAAACUCCAGCACUUCCGUCUGCCUGUCCUCUUUUCCUUCACUUUUUCUUUUCUUAAAGGAAUAAAGGGAAGACCUCUGUAUCUGCUACCUCAGGAAAACUGCAAGUGCCCAUCUCACAGAAAAAACAAAGAAAUCAGCAUGA
This is a messenger RNA of Cinclus cinclus, 2373 nucleotides long. It is a transcript of the gene GCNT4, whose product is annotated as glucosaminyl (N-acetyl) transferase 4. The transcript has 4 exons. Gene Ontology annotation, cellular component: membrane. The record is from RefSeq and is a predicted model, not a curated record. The coding region runs from base 550 to 1917 and encodes 455 amino acids. Gene Ontology annotation, molecular function: acetylglucosaminyltransferase activity. Lineage: Eukaryota; Metazoa; Chordata; Aves; Passeriformes; Cinclidae.